AUGGCUCACCACAUAAAGGUUACUGUCAGCAAGCCUUACAAUCUAAAUUAUACUGCUAGAACCCAUGUAAAGCUGUGCCAGCCAGUACCAAGAUGUGGCAAAAGGAUCUACAACCCCUUGGAGCAGUGUUGUGAGGAUGACAAUAUCAUACCCCUUAACCACGUCAGGCAUUGUGGUCCUCAUUGCAUCCAUUGGCCCUACUUUGAAUUGUGCCAUCCUGAGUCCUUUACCUCCCAGAACAAAUUUAUUAUCAAGUUGAAGAUUCAGGGGGAGAGAUCCCAAUGUAGAUCAUCCCCUAUCUCUGGAGACUGUGACAGCAGAAAGACAUUUUUACACAGAAGAUAUUCAAGAAAAGAAACUUCUUGUUAGGCAAGAAAGUAAUGUCCAGGAUGAAGAAUUCAACAAUGAUGUCUGUUUAGGAAAAGGGAAAUUGUAAAGAUUCCUAGGAUCCUAUCAACAUAAAAGCAGCAAACUGUCUGUGAGAAGAGACUCUCAGGCUAGGAGAGCUGCCUGCAUGUCCUGCAGUGAGCUCCAGAAAUGCAGUUUUUGUGAGUAGUCACCAUACUGGGCUUGGCUUUUUAGUAAUGCAGCUGACUUUGAUUCCUCCCUACCCUGUUAGGAAUCCCUUGCCCAUACUUGUAAGGAACAAAAUUAAACUGAUUGGUUGAAAAUGUGGA
Messenger RNA from Mastomys coucha (southern multimammate mouse), 677 nucleotides. RefSeq names its product insulin growth factor-like family member 2. Bases 1 to 369 code for a protein of 122 amino acids. The transcript is spliced from 4 exons. Lineage: Eukaryota; Metazoa; Chordata; Mammalia; Rodentia; Muridae. Gene Ontology annotation, molecular function: signaling receptor binding. The record is from RefSeq and is a predicted model, not a curated record.